Messenger RNA from Rhineura floridana, 4198 nucleotides. It is a transcript of the gene PARP11, whose product is annotated as poly(ADP-ribose) polymerase family member 11. The record is from RefSeq and is a predicted model, not a curated record. The coding region runs from base 689 to 1432 and encodes 247 amino acids. The transcript is spliced from 7 exons. NCBI's taxonomy places the organism in Eukaryota, Metazoa, Chordata, Lepidosauria, Squamata, Rhineuridae. Gene Ontology annotation, molecular function: NAD+ poly-ADP-ribosyltransferase activity.
AAAAUGGAAAAAUGUCCAGAAUUUUUUCCAUUUUAAAAAAUAAGUGCCCAACAUCACUGAGAAAAGAAUUUGAAAAUGUCAUAAUCUAACAGAGCAAUCCUAACUUGGGGCCAGGGAGGAGCAGAACAGCAGAUCCAUGACUUGUAUCCUAGUCUGUGGCAGCUAAGAUGGUAGGUGCGUGAGGUGGUGUUUCUUCCAUUCAUUUCACUAUACCAGCUCCAGGUUGGUGUAACUAAGGUGUCUGCAGGCAUUGGAUCUAGGAGAUCUAAAGUUACUGGUGAUUUGCCACCUUCCCACCCUUGCAACAACCUAUUUUGUGGGUUCCUGUUUGCUACUGCUGGGGGUAGCUUUCCACCCAACAUGGUAUAGCUUCUCUUCUUGAUUAUCCCAGAGUGCAGAACAUGGAAUAAUGGGCUCAAGGUACAAGAAGCCAGAUUUCAACUGAACAUCAGGAAAAACUUCCUAACUGUUAGAGCGGUACAACAAUGGAACCAAUUACCUAGGGAGGUGGUGGGCUCUCCAACACUGGAAGCAUUUAAAAGGCAGCCGGACAGCCACCUGUCAGACUGAUUCUAAUACCCAGUGUUCAGUUAGCAGUGAAGACAUUGAAAGGAGGUUCAAAAUAAAUCCACAAGGCUCCAUUUCUUUUACAACUGCAAAAUUUAACUAUAUAUUAGACUUUUCAGGGAUGAAACAAACUAACCAAACAACUGGAAAAGAACGUCCCAUAAAACGAGCUCCAUUUUCUAUCAGUGCUUUCAGUUUUAUCUGUGAAAAUCGAUCUAUCCCUAUGCCUUCACACUGGGAGAAUGUAAAUUCAGAAGAACCAUACCAGCUUAUUCCUUUGCAAAAGCAGACAAAUGAAUUUAAAGAAGUUGCUUGCCACUUCGGGAAAACGAUGGAUAGUAAUCAGAUUAAAAGAAUUCACAGAAUUCAGAAUCUAGACUUGUGGGAAUUUUUUUGCAGGAAAAAAGCUCAGCUAAAGAAGAAAAGAGGUGUUCCCUUCAUUAAUGAGCAUAUGCUGUUCCAUGGCACCAGCAGUGAAUUUGUGGAAGCCAUCUGUAUUCAUAACUUUGACUGGAGAAUCAAUGGCAUGCAUGCUGCUGUAUAUGGAAAAGGAACGUAUUUUGCUAGGGAUGCUUCAUAUUCCAGCCACUUCUGCAAAGAUGACUUGAAGCAUGGCAACACAUUACAGAUUCAUGGCGUUGAUCUGCAAUUUCGCAAGUUUAGGAAGUAUAAAGUGAUGUUUCUUGCUCGUGUAUUGACUGGAGACUAUAUUAGUGGGGACUCCAAAUAUGUGAGGCCACCUUCAAAAGAUGGGAGUUUUGUAAAUUUAUUUGACAGCUGUGUGGACAGCACUUGGAACCCAAAGAUUUUUGUUAUCUUUGAUGCCAACCAGAUCUAUCCAGAAUAUUUAAUAGAGUUCAGGUGAGACUUAGCUGAGUGGUGGUGUUUAUUAAACAAGUUUUGUUUGUUAAACAAAAUAAAACAUGUAGUGGGUAAAUAUAUAGCGGCAACUGAGAAUGGAAGUAUGAAGGUUGGCCUGCUUCAGAUUUCAGAUCAUUUAAAUUUUAAAUCUCACAAGGGUUUUAAAACAUAUUUAUUGUCAAUGCCACAUUACAUGUUGAUGUUAAUCUUGGAAGUUGGGCCACUUUGGCAUUGGAAAUAUCAAGGAAAUAGUUACGGAGUAAGCAAAACAAACCAAUCUUAUCACUUGUCAAAAUUUGCUAUAUCAUGAAAUUGAGGUAUUCAGCAGGACUGGGUAGCACUCUGAUAAGAAUAUCAACACUUGAUAGCCGUUGUGGCUAACAAUAAGGUAUGCAUCUCAUAUCCAGAUGUUCUAACUUGAACAUUUUUUAUGGAAAGUCAGAGUAUAAAUGUGUCAAAUACCUAAAUUCCAGCUGCAUAAUAGAUAGUUCAGAGUUCUGAGAAAAUGGUACCUUGUAUUUCCUUUUAUGGAAGAAUAGAUUUUUUGGCAAUGAUGUCAUUAGGCAAAUCUAAAGAAACGUAAGUAGCUAGGAGUCUCUGGCUUGAACUAGUUGUUAGGGCAAAAUCGCCACUGAAAGCUGCAGGCAGCUCUAUUUCCUUCUCCCCUAAAAUAUCCAGAGAUGGACAUGCUAACAAGCUUGCAGCUUUCCAUCCCCCAUGAGUUGCAGCCAAAGAAGUAGAAUGGGGUUACAAGUACAAGCUUACUGUAGGCAUGAUGAGGAAGAGAUAAGACUCACCAUGUAUCUGUGGUAAUGUCUAGUUCCAGUCUCAGUGAAACCAAAUUCACACAGUAAUGCACAUGGGCACAACGACAUGAGCAAAGAUUAAUGUGAAUAGUGAGCUGGCCUGGCAACCAUCUCUGUGGUUGUGCUGAACUUUUCAAUUCCCAUAUGUUGUGGAGGAAGUAGCAACACGAACCAGCCCCAAGUCUCACUGAAUUCAAUUACAGUUGGGUACAUCUCACUUCUCUGGGUUAUACCUAGUCAGUAUAAUUAAAACCCCACGGGGUUUUGAGAGAGAGGGUGCUUUGGCUCUGCAUAGAAGCUUCCUUGUCAUUUUCUUUGGGCCAAGGGACUCUUGCUAUGCACACAGAUUCCUUUACUAUGUAUAUGGAACAUCCCUCUGCUUGUAGGAAAAGACAUGAAAACCUUUGAGUACUGGAAUCUCCAUAUGGGUAUCAGAACUGCUAGAUCGGAGGCGGGGGUCAGCUCUGGAAAGAAUUAUGCCAGUUAAAAUAUUUCAGCACAUUCUGUGUUUCUUCCUUUUCCAGUUAGAAUUUAAAUGAACUAGUAAAAGCAAAAUAUUUAAAUAUGCAAAUUCAAAUAUUAAAGCAAAUAACACAAUUCAAACUUUUGAAUUGUGGUCCAGAUUUUGCAAUAAAGUUAAGAUUCCUCCAACAGCUUUCAGAUGCUUUAUAAAAUGUGUGGCCAUUUGGAAAAAUGGUAUUUGGGUUUAACAUAGUUUAAUAUUGGGGAAAUAAUUUGAAUUUGUUUGCUCUAAGCUGGAUGAGGCAUUAGUUUUUAUGAACACCUAUGUUAAGUUGUACAUGACUGCUGUGUUUGUUAACACUGGGAGACAUUGUUUCUUCCAAAGGUUGUGGUCAUGGUGGAAAAUCACAAGUGGCAAAGAAUCACAGAGAAAAGAGUCUGACAACCUAAGGCAGCCUUUCCCAACCAGUGUGCCUCCAGAUGUUGUUGGACCACAAUUCCCAUCUUUCCUGACCAUUGGCAAUGCUGGCUGAGGCUGAUGGGAGUUGUGGUCCAACAACAUCUGGAGGCACACUGGUUGGGAAAGGCUGACCUAAGGGCUUGUUUGUUGGGGAUGAUGAAUGAAUGAAUGCUCCUUGGUACCAAAUUUUGCUUGCACCUGUUGAGCUAGAAAACAUUAGUAUUUAAUAUUACAUAUAGCAUUAACUGUGGAGUCUCCCAUGCACUUCAUGUAUAUGAUAUGCUUGUAAUCUUUACAACAGUUCUAUAAGGUUGGUCAUGAUUAUAUUACAGAUUGGGGAUGGUAGGAAAUGUAGUGGCUUGGCUAAGUGAGUUCAUUACAGAGGUGAGAUUGCAAACCAAGGAUUUCCUGGUUCAUGUCUCACUCUUUCCUUAGCUACUACAUUACUCAUGCAAUAUAAAUAGAAAUGUAUGCCCUUUCUUCUUAACCAUCCUCUGACCUGGCUCAUCUGCAUUGAGUAUCUAUGGAAAUGGGUAUGAAUGCUUAGGCAUUGUGUGUGUGGUUCAAGAUGCAUCACAUUGAAGCAAAGAUACAUGUUUGUCACAAAAUUAUGUGAUGACAGAUAUUGUUAAUGCUGUUGUCAAUUUUCAUGACUGUUUGUUGGCUAAGUCGUCUAAAGCCUUUAUUGAUUUGACUAGGAUCUGAAUGCACGGUAACAGGACUUAUUUUUUAUUUACAGUACGACCUUGUUAAGCAAAACAUUUAAUGUCUUCAGCUUCACAGUGCUUUAGUUUGAACAGAUACCUGAUAUUCUCCAUAUUAAGCUACUUAGUAACAAAUCAAUAGGUCAUUCAGAUAUCUUCCAAUCAUAUGAUGCCUUCUCAGAGUGAUUCCCUCUCUGUUAGAUUCACAUGAAAAUAUAAUAAUGUACAACUGAAGCUCAAUUUUUGUGUGUGCUCACUGUUGAUUUGCAUGUAUGAAUGACCCACAGUGGCAGAGCUCUUCAUUUAUCCUCAAAUAAAUGCAAUGCUUUUUAAUUAAA